GCUUAUAGAAGUUUAGCAGCAUUGGAACAUGAUUUACUGCAAGAAUAUAUUAUAUAUAAUACAAAGGUUCAAAUUGAUAAUGAAAUGCAAAACCUAAUUCCAAUUAAGUUAGUUGAUAUAAAAACAAAUUUUGGAGCUGAACAAUCUGAUAUAAAUGAUCCUGAAAUAAUAGAUCAA
Messenger RNA from Racocetra fulgida, 177 nucleotides. Lineage: Eukaryota; Fungi; Glomeromycota; Glomeromycetes; Diversisporales; Gigasporaceae. The record is from the annotation of a GenBank genome assembly.